This is a messenger RNA of Pteropus alecto (black flying fox), 5045 nucleotides long. RefSeq names its product neogenin 1 (gene NEO1). Lineage: Eukaryota; Metazoa; Chordata; Mammalia; Chiroptera; Pteropodidae. The record is from RefSeq and is a predicted model, not a curated record. Gene Ontology annotation, biological process: cell-cell adhesion. The coding region runs from base 1 to 4320 and encodes 1439 amino acids. Gene Ontology annotation, cellular component: membrane. The transcript is spliced from 28 exons. Gene Ontology annotation, molecular function: protein binding.
AUGAAGAAAUCCAGUUAUAGCUUGAGUUGUUCUCAAGGAUCCAGCAUUCGAACAUUCACUCCAUUUUAUUUCCUGGUGGAACCAGUGGAUACACUCUCAGUUAGAGGCUCUUCUGUUAUAUUAAAUUGUUCAGCUUAUUCUGAGCCUUCCCCAAAAAUUGAAUGGAAAAAAGAUGGAACUUUUUUAAACUUAGUAUCAGAUGAUCGUCGCCAGCUUCUCCCUGAUGGAUCUUUAUUUAUCAGCAAUGUGGUGCAUUCCAAACACAAUAAACCUGAUGAAGGUUAUUACCAGUGUGUGGCCACUAUCGAGAGUCUUGGAACUAUUGUCAGCAGAACAGCCAAGCUUACAAUAGCAGGUCUUCCAAGAUUUGCCAGCCAACCAGAACCUUCUUCAGUUUAUGCUGGAAACAGUGCAAUUCUGAAUUGUGAGGUUAAUGCAGAUUUGGCCCUAUUCGUGAGAUGGGAACACAACAGGCAGCCUCUUCUUCUGGAUGAUAGAGUUAUCAAACUUCCAAGUGGAACCCUGGUUAUCAGCAACACAACUGAAGGAGAUGGGGGACUUUAUCGCUGCAUAGUUGAAAGUGGUGGGCCACCAAAAUACAGUGAUGAAGCUGAAUUAAAAGUUCUUUCAGAUCCUGAGAUCACAUCAAACUUGGUAUUUUUGAAGCAACCUUCUUCCUUAGUCAGAGUCAUUGGUCAGAGUGCAGUAUUGCCGUGUGUUGCUUCGGGACUUCCUAUUCCAACCAUUAGAUGGAUGAAAAAUGAGGAGGCACUUGACACAGAAAGCUCUGAAAGAUUGGUAUUGCUGGCAGGUGGUAGUCUGGAAAUCAGUGAUGUCACUGAGUAUGAUGCUGGGACUUAUUUUUGUAUCGCUGAUAAUGGAAAUGAGACAAUUGAAGCUCAAGCAGAGAUUACAAUACAAGCCCAUCCUGAAUUUCUGAAGCAGCCUACUAGUAUAUAUGCUCAUGAAUCUAUGGAUAUUGUAUUUGAAUGUGAAGUGACUGGGAAACCAACUCCAACUGUGAAGUGGGUCAAGAAUGGGGAUAUGGUUAUCCCAAGUGAUUACUUUAAGAUUGUAAAGGAGCAUAAUCUUCAAGUUUUGGGUCUGGUGAAAUCAGAUGAAGGGUUCUAUCAGUGCAUUGCUGAGAAUGAUGUUGGAAAUGCACAAGCUGGAGCGCAACUGAUAAUCCUUGAACAUGAUGUUGCCAUCCCAACAUUACCUCCCACUUCACUGACCAGUGCCACUACUGACCAUCUAGCACCAGCCACAACGGGACCACUGCCUUCAGCUCCUCGGGAUGUCGUGGCCUCCCUGGUCUCUACCCGCUUCAUCAAACUGACGUGGCGGACACCGGCAUCAGAUCCUCAGGGAGACAACCUCACCUACUCUGUCUUCUACACCAAGGAGGGGAUUGCUAGGGAACGUGUUGAGAAUACCAGUCAUCCAGGAGAAAUGCAGGUAACCAUUCAAAACCUAAUGCCAGCAACUGUGUAUAUCUUCAGAGUUAUGGCUCAAAACAAGCAUGGCUCCGGGGAGAGUUCAGCUCCUCUGCGAGUAGAAACACAGCCUGAAGUUCAGCUCCCUGGGCCUGCACCUAACAUCCGAGCAUAUGCAACUUCACCUACUUCCAUCACUGUCACCUGGGAAACACCAUUGUCUGGCAAUGGGGAAAUUCAGAAUUACAAAUUGUACUACAUGGAAAAAGGGACUGAUAGAGAACAGGAUGUUGACAUUUCAAGUCUCUCUCACACCAUUAAUGGGCUGAAAAAAUAUACAGAGUAUAGUUUCCGAGUGGUGGCCUACAAUAAACAUGGUCCUGGAGUCUCCACACAAGAUGUGGCCGUUCAAACCUUGUCAGAUGUUCCCAGUGCUGCUCCUCAGAAUCUGUCCGUAGAAGUAAGAAAUUCAAAGAGCGUAAUGAUUCACUGGCAGCCACCUCCUCCAGCCACACAAAAUGGGCAGAUUACUGGCUACAGAAUUCGCUACCGAAAGGCCUCCCGAAAGAGUGACGUUACUGAGACCUUUGUAAAUGGGGAACAGCUGUCUCAGCUGAUUGAAGGUCUGGAUCGGGGGACCGAAUAUAAUUUUCGAGUGGCUGCUCUAACAGUCAAUGGCACAGGCCCGGCCACUGACUGGCUGUCUGCUGAAACUUUUGAAAGUGACUUAGAUGAAACUCGUGUUCCUGAAGUGCCUAGUUCUCUGCAUGUCCGCCCGCUUGUCACUAGCAUCGUAGUAAGCUGGACUCCUCCAGAGAACCAGAACAUUGUGGUGAGAGGCUAUGCCAUUGGAUAUGGCAUUGGCAGCCCACAUGCCCAGACUAUCAAAGUAGACUAUAAACAGCGCUAUUACACCAUCGACAAUCUGGAUCCCAGUUCUCACUAUGUGAUUACCUUGAAAGCGUUUAACAACGUGGGUGAAGGCAUCCCCCUGUAUGAGAGUGCUGUGACCAGACCUCACACAGACACUUCUGAAGUUGAUUUAUUUGUUAUUAAUGCUCCAUACACUCCAGUGCCAGAUCCCACUCCCAUGAUGCCACCAGUGGGAGUCCAGGCUUCCAUUCUGAGUCAUGACACCAUAAGGAUUACAUGGGCAGACAACUCACUGCCCAAACACCAGAAGAUUACAGACUCCCGGUACUACACAGUCCGAUGGAAAACCAACAUCCCAGCAAACACCAAGUACAAGAAUGCAAAUGCAACGACUUUGAGUUAUUUGGUGACUGGUUUAAAACCAAAUACACUCUAUGAAUUCUCUGUGAUGGUGACUAAAGGUCGAAGAUCAAGUACAUGGAGUAUGACAGCCCAUGGGACCACCUUUGAAUUAGUUCCUACUUCUCCACCCAAGGAUGUGACAGUUGUGAGUAAAGAAGGAAAACCUAGGACCAUAAUUGUAAAUUGGCAGCCUCCCUCUGAAGCCAAUGGCAAAAUUACAGGUUACAUCAUAUAUUACAGCACAGAUGUGAAUGCAGAGAUACACGACUGGGUUAUUGAGCCUGUUGUGGGAAACAGGCUGACUCACCAGAUACAAGAGUUAACACUUGACACUCCAUACUACUUCAAAAUCCAGGCUCGGAACUCAAAGGGCAUGGGGCCCAUGUCUGAAGCUGUCCAGUUCAGGACACCUAAAGCCUCAGGGUCUUCAGGAAAAGGAAGCCGGCUUCCAGACCUAGGAUCUGACUACAAACCUCCAAUGAGCGGCAGUAACAGCCCCCAUGGAAGUCCCACCUCUCCUCUGGAUAGUAAUAUGCUACUGGUCAUCAUCGUCUCAGUUGGGGUCAUCACCAUCGUGGUGGUUGUGAUCAUCGCUGUCUUUUGUACCAGACGCACCACCUCUCAUCAGAAAAAGAAACGAGCAGCCUGUAAAUCAGUGAAUGGUUCCCACAAGUACAAAGGGAACUCCAAAGAUGUCAAACCCCCAGACCUCUGGAUCCAUCAUGAGAGACUGGAGCUGAAACCCAUCGAUAAAUCCCCAGACCCAAACCCCAUCAUGACUGAUACUCCGAUUCCUCGUAACUCUCAAGAUAUCACACCUGUUGACAAUUCGAUGGACAGCAACAUUCAUCAAAGGCGGAAUUCUUACAGAGGGCAUGAAUCAGAGGACAGCAUGUCUACACUGGCUGGAAGGAGAGGAAUGAGACCAAAAAUGAUGAUGCCCUUUGACUCCCAGCCACCCCAGCCUGUGAUUAGUGCCCAUCCCAUCCAUUCCCUCGAUAACCCUCACCAUCAUUUCCACUCCAGCAGCCUCGCUUCUCCAGCUCGCAGUCAUCUCUACCACCCAGGCAGCCCAUGGCCCAUUGGCACAUCCUUGUCCCUUUCAGACAGGGCCAAUUCCACAGAAUCCGUUCGAAAUACCCCCAGCACUGACACCAUGCCAGCCUCCUCUUCUCAAACAUGCUGUACUGAUCACCAGGAUCCUGAAGGUGCUACCAGCUCCUCUUACUUGGCCAGCUCCCAAGAGGAAGAUUCAGGCCAGAGUCUUCCUACAGCCCACGUUCGCCCUUCCCACCCACUGAAGAGCUUUGCUGUGCCGGCAGUCCCACCCCCAGGUCCUCCCACCUAUGAUCCCGCGCUGCCAAGCACACCAUUACUGUCCCAGCAAGCUCUGAACCACCACAUUCACGCGGUGAAGACGGCCUCCAUCGGGACUUUAGGAAGGAGCCGGCCUCCUAUGCCGGUGGUGGUCCCCAGUGCCCCUGAAGUGCAGGAGACCACAAGGAUGCUGGAAGACUCCGAGAGUAGCUAUGAACCAGAUGAGCUGACCAAAGAGAUGGCCCACCUGGAAGGACUGAUGAAGGACCUAAACGCCAUCACAACAGCAUGACAACCUUCACCAGGACGUGACUCCAGACCUGAGUCUAGAAGUCUUGGGACUUAGCCUUGAAAACGAGGAAUUGUACAGAGGACGAGAGGACAGCACUGAGAACACAGAGUGAGCAUGCAGACCAGCCAGGCCCCCACGCGGGGCUGGUUCCAGGCAUGGCCACCUGCCUUCUCCUGGUCAGCCUGGAAGAAGCCCUUGUCAAGGCAGCUUCCCUUUGCCUGCUGAUACCCUGCAGGACUGGGCACCAUGGGCCAAAAUUUCGUGUCCAGGGAAGAGGCAAGGAGUGCAACCUACAUUUCACUUUGUGGUCAGGCUGUGUCUUCGUGCUGCGACUGCAUCGCCUUUAUGGAGUAUAGACAUCGGCAUUUAUGUACAAUUUUAUUUGUGUCCUAUUUUAUUUUGCCUUCAGAAGAAAAAUACUAUCAAAACCAAGGAAGUCCGUGGUGUUCUCCACAAGUGGUUGGCAUUUGACUACUUGUUUGAAUUAUGUAUGGAAAGUCAUGACAGUGUGGGUUGUUCCAGCGGUUGGCUUGUUUUUUGUUUUUGUUUUUAUUUUUUAAUUCUGAGUCAUUGCAUCUUCUACCAGCUGUUAACUCAUCACUUUGAGGGGGGAGGAAAUGUUGCAUUGCUGUUUGUAAGCUUUUUUAUUAUUUUUUUAUUAUAAUUAUUAAAGGCCUGACUUUCUCCUCUCAUCACUGUGAGAUUACAGAUCUAUUUGAAUGAUA